Radiomyces spectabilis is the source of this 1044-nucleotide messenger RNA. RefSeq lists its product as uncharacterized. NCBI's taxonomy places the organism in Eukaryota, Fungi, Mucoromycota, Mucoromycetes, Mucorales, Radiomycetaceae. The coding region runs from base 1 to 1044 and encodes 347 amino acids. The transcript has 7 exons. The record is from RefSeq and is a predicted model, not a curated record.
AUGACGACACUGAAUCCGCCCUCUUUAUUACAAAGUUAUCUAAUGAACGCCUUUUCACCUACGACUAACGGUGGUUCUUUACACGAUUUUCCCAUCCUUCCCGAUUCACUGCCUGUAACCAUCGUUGUCGAACGCAUCGGCCAUGACCGAUCGUGGUCAGACGAACAGAUCCAAAGCGAUCUGGAAAUCUUGAAGUUCAAUCGACUCAACACAGUGCGCGAUCUGCGUUCGCUCUCCGAUCACAGCUGGUUUGUAAUCGAGUUAUUACCACUUGUCAAAGAUUUGAUUCGAAAAGCAGUGGAUCCAUCAUGGACGUUGCACACUCCAUUCAUCAACUCUCCUUCCGAUGAAAAGGGGAAAAAGAAAAAGGAUAAUGCGGAGAAGAAAAAGAAGAAGGAAAAGAAGAAACAAAUGCUGCGAUUACAACCAAUCAAUACCCUCGGUGAACCCGUUUUUCCUACCCACCACAUCGCCAACAGUGCCUUACCUGGUGACCGUGAACUGUCUCCUGAUGUAUCCGAUCAAGAAGAUGACGAACUGACCCAGGACCCACUCACCAUUCGUAAUACCAUUCGCAACGGCACCAUCGACACACGAGCCAUUCUCGCCGAAGCAUCACCGAUCUCCCCAACUUCAGGCACCAAGAAAUCCGUGUCGUUUGGAUCAGAGACCACCAUCAACUCACGAUUCGACAGAGACAUUGAGAAGGAGCAAAAAAAUUUAAAGCGACGCACCGUCAUGAUCGAUGGCGUUCCCAACUAUACCCUGCAACAUUACGGCCCCUCUGACCACGAAUUCCGUUUCCACAAGAACACGAUGGACAUUGAAAAAAAACCUACCUCUCCAGAUACCCUUGAUUCUCUGUCCGUACUUUACGGCGGUCGGCCGAUUCGGGCCGUCAGUGACACCCGGAUCCACGUUUUAACGGCGUCGGGCCAAGCGUACGAAUGUGACCGAUUCUGUCCUCAACAAGGAGAAGAUCUCGUAGACUGGGGCUACGACAUGAAUCAAGUCAUCUUCUUGAUGGAGAGGGCACAUCCCUAA